Papaver somniferum (opium poppy) is the source of this 1518-nucleotide messenger RNA. RefSeq names its product hydroquinone glucosyltransferase-like. Bases 1 to 1518 code for a protein of 505 amino acids. The transcript is spliced from 2 exons. NCBI's taxonomy places the organism in Eukaryota, Viridiplantae, Streptophyta, Magnoliopsida, Ranunculales, Papaveraceae. The record is from RefSeq and is a predicted model, not a curated record. Gene Ontology annotation, molecular function: UDP-glycosyltransferase activity.
AUGGAAAAUACGCAAGAUCAAAAAAAGAUAAACAUUAAUGUUCAAGAGCGUGAUCAUGAUAUCCCUCACAUUGCUAUCCUUCCAUGUCCUGGAAUGGGUCAUCUCAUUCCUCAUCUUGAGUUAGCUAAACGUUUAUGCAACUAUCAUGGCAUCCAAGUGACGUUUUUCGUAUACUUAACCGAAGCUUCUGCUGCUCAAUCUCAAUACCUUAUCGCGCAUCCUCUUCCCGAAUCUCUUCAUGUAUAUCACCUUCCGCCGAGAGACAUUUCUACUUUCGUAACAGAUUUUACUGAUAUUCAAACUCGUAUCUGUAUAAUCAUUCGUGAAUCUCUUCCCGACGUCGAAUCCUACAUUGUUAACAGUCACCAUAAGGAGCACACCGGUAUUAGUAAUACGGGUGUCAGCCCCGUAAAUGUUCUCAUUGCGGAUUUUUUCGCUACGGACUCUUUUGAUAUCGCUGACAAAAUAGGCAUACCUAAAUACAUCUUCUUUUGCCCUGCAGCUGAUUUGCUCCUCUUCAUAAUAUAUUUUCCCAUACUUGAUAGCCAAGUGCAAGGUGAGUUCGUUGAUCUCAAAGAGCCAAUAAAAAUCCCUGGUUGUAAGCCUCUUCAACCAAGGGACUUAGUUGAUCCGGUAAGGAAUCGCAAGACUGAUGCGUAUAACUGGUUCUUACACCAUGCAAGCCGGUUUCAACUAGCUGAUGGAGUUCUCAUAAACACAAGCCAAGAUCUUGAGCCUAAGACUAUUAAAGCAUUGCGAGAAGAUCCAGCCCUACGACAACUAGGUACUCCACGGAUAUAUCCAGUUGGUCCCCUUAUUAAGCCAUCAUCGGCAAAAGUAAUGAAAGAUGAAGAUUCUUAUAUCACGGCACGGAUUAACCAGCAACCGGAGGAUUCAGUGAUUUUCGUAUCAUUUGGCAGCGGUGGGACAUUAUCAGCUGAACAGACGACAGAGUCAGCGUGGGGUUUAGAACUGAGUCGGAAACGGUUCAUAUGGGUUGUUCGGAAACCAGUAGAAGCGGACGCUUCAGCCGCAUUUUUCAGCGUAGGCAACGAGGAGAACAAUCCUAAUGAAUACUUACCACAUGAGUAUCAAAACAGGAUCAAUGGAGUAGGCUUGUUGGUAACUACGUGGGCACCACAAACAGAAUUACUCGGACAUUCAUCAGUAGAAGUAGAAACUACGGAGCACUUAUUCAUCCUUUGCCCUGUGAUUAUGGAGCUGUGGCAGUACUUUAUGUCUUCCUUGAAGGUUUGUUGGGAAAUGCCAUUCCAGUUUAAUUCUUUGAUGCUCGGUUGGAGAUUGGGAGGAGUAAAUGCAAGGGUAAGGAUGGUGUGGCAACUGUUGCCAUUUGCGAUAUGUUGGGAAGUUUGGAACGAGCGUAAUAGGAGAGUUCAUGGAGGGAGAGCUAAAACAAACUAUGAGCUACAGAUUGCUAUAAAGCAAUGGAUUCACCUGCGGAGCUCUAAUACAGACAUUUUCAAGCAUUAUUCUGCUUCUCAGAUUUUGCACCAAUGA